CACUCAGUGUGUUCACAUCAUGUAGACAACAGUGGAAGCAUGGCUGCGCUGCAGAGAAAUUCAUCUGGAGAAUUGAAACGGGAUUAAAGAGGAAUGCUGAUCAAUUAGAGAGGAUGUAAAUGCUCAUCAGAACCUCCAUCAUGGACUUUCUCAGACUGCUAAAGACCUAUGGAAAGGAGAGGAGUCAAGGGAACCAGUGUCCAUGCAGCCUGGAGAAGGUGACUCCUUUGUGGACUGGGACAAGUUCAGAAGUGCUGGGAUAAAUCGGGUUCUCUGCAUUAGACUGAAGAGCUGCUUUGAAUGGGACUUUCAUACCGGAGACCAGAGAGGAACAGGAAUCGCUCUACUCAGAAUUUACUGGAGCUUGUUCCUCUUCCUAACCAGAACCUUCCAGCCUGGAUCCACGUGAGAAGGUCAGAUGGCCACACUUUGGGUUUCCCAAUCUUCUCAAUCAGUUCAGAUUAAAUGAGCUUAGCUGCUGCUUAACAAACUGGCAGAGAUGACCCAAAACUUCAGCUCCAGAAUCGAUACCCCGACCAACAUCUCCCUGAGCUCCACCGUCGCUGUCUCCGACUCACUGGAGUAUAAGACCAUUUCUGUUUUCCUGGUCCUGUUGGUGUGCUGUGUGGGCAUUGUGGGGAACAUCAUGGUGGUCCUUGUGGUGUUCACGACCCGCCACAUGAGGACGCCCACCAACUGCUACCUGGUGAGCCUGGCCAUAGCUGACCUAACGGUGCUGGUGGCAGCAGGGCUCCCCAACGUGUCUGACAGCCUGACAGGGACCUGGAUUUAUGGAAAUGCCGGCUGCCUGGGGAUCACCUACCUUCAAUACCUGGGAAUCAACGUGUCGUCAUGCUCCAUCACUGCGUUCACUGUGGAGAGGUACAUCGCGAUCUGCCACCCCAUCAAAGCUCAGACGGUUUGCACGGUGUCACGGGCUAAGCGGAUCAUAGCAGGGGUCUGGAUCUUCACCUGCAUCUACUGCAUGCUGUGGUUCUUUCUGGUGGACAUUCAGGUGGGACACGACGGACACGUGCAGUGUGGCUACAGAGUGAAGAGGGAGCUCUACCUCCCCAUCUACCUCAUCGACUUCACCAUCUUCUACGUCACCCCGCUGCUCCUCGCCAUCGUGCUGUAUGGCCUGAUAGCGCGGGUGCUCUACCUCAGCUCUCUGCCGAACUACAGUGAAGCCAGCGCCACCACGCUUCGAAGGAGCUGCAGGGACACGUCAGAGGCAGCACGGACAGGACGUCAGGGGCGGCCCAAGACGGCUGUCUCCUCCAGGAAGCAGGUGACCAAGAUGCUUGCUGUGGUGGUGAUCCUUUUUGCUCUGCUCUGGAUGCCCUACCGGACCUUGGUUCUGAUCAACUCCUUUGUGCCAACACCCUACCUGGAUUCCUGGUUCCUCUUGUUCUGUCGGACCUGCAUCUAUGCCAACAGCGCCAUAAACCCUGUGAUUUACAAUGCCAUGUCUCAGAAGUUUCGCUCUGCAUUUCGAGGUCUUUACAGCUGCCAGCGACUUGAGGGAACUCAGCGGACACUGUCGACCGCCCAGACUGGCUUUGGAACCAUCCGAGAUCCUCGACACGUCCAACAAAACAGCAGCCAUGCCAAUGAAAAUGAGGAGAAGGCUGACCUGGAGACUUCAUCUGACUUGAAAGGAAAGCGUAAUAGCAGUGAGCAUCAGGAGAGAGCGUCAGUGAAUGGGAUGACGGCUGAUCAUCGAGCCCAGGUUGGCCCUGACGGCCCCGGGUUCAGAAGGAGUCCUGAGGAGACGCGGUUGGACGGAGAGCUGGACUUAGACCAUCCACCAACCGAUACAUGUGCAGAAAGAAGUAACAAUGUGUAGGAAUUAUUCAUCCUUCCAUAUUUUCAUACUGUGCCAUAUUUACGCAUCCAUUUUCAACCACAUGAGUUUAAGAAAUCCUUUCCAGUUGGUAUACUUGUAUAUUUUGUUAGAAGUAGAGAGAAAAGCUUUACUUUAAUAGAAUAAUUUUUGGAAGAAAAACAUCUUUACCCUUCACUAGUAAAUGUAAAAAAAAUUAAAUAUCAAUCAAUGAUAUUAAUACUGUACUCUAUAUUCCAGAGGAACAGGAACAUAAAGAUCAGGAUCAGUGAUCAGUCACAGGUAGCCGUUCUGUUAACCGCUGUGUUAGCUCAUCUGUUAGCGGCUAAUAGAGGACUGAUUGUUCGUCAUUUCAAAACUGCUAUAUUUCUCCAAACUGUAAUGGAAACACUAAGCUGGACCUUACUGCCUUUCAAAAAGAUGACGAGAAAAAUCAGAAGCAGUCAGAGGAAGAUAGCGCCCCCUAGAGACAUUGGUAAAAUA
Molecule: messenger RNA, 2329 nt
Organism: Cyprinodon variegatus (sheepshead minnow)
Lineage: Eukaryota; Metazoa; Chordata; Actinopteri; Cyprinodontiformes; Cyprinodontidae
Gene: trhr2
Product: thyrotropin-releasing hormone receptor-like
Exons: 7
Coding region: 500-1849 (449 amino acids)
Biological process (GO): phospholipase C-activating G protein-coupled receptor signaling pathway
Cellular component (GO): membrane
Molecular function (GO): thyrotropin-releasing hormone receptor activity
Source: RefSeq, a predicted model, not a curated record